Messenger RNA from Nasonia vitripennis (jewel wasp), 1819 nucleotides. RefSeq names its product palmitoyltransferase ZDHHC16A. Lineage: Eukaryota; Metazoa; Arthropoda; Insecta; Hymenoptera; Pteromalidae. The transcript is spliced from 6 exons. Bases 482 to 1579 code for a protein of 365 amino acids. The record is from RefSeq and is a predicted model, not a curated record. Gene Ontology annotation, biological process: protein palmitoylation. Gene Ontology annotation, cellular component: Golgi apparatus. Gene Ontology annotation, molecular function: palmitoyltransferase activity.
UGUUCAGCGGACGAAUGGCAAGCCUGCAGUAGGUAUAGAUAAAUAAAUAUAACCUCAAAAAGUGACAGAAGUAGAAGAGAACGAUUACUUUGCCGGCUGUUUUUUUUUUGUAAACUGACAAUAAUAAUUUCGGCAAAUCAAUGACAUUGGACGCUGUCAUGGUCGCUCAAGAGAGAUAAUCUCCACGUCACCGAUAAACAGUAUCGUAACAUGUGAUUUCAGAAGGAUUUCAGUCACCAAACAAAGGCUUGAUCCAUGUUGAUCAGCUGACAAUAGCCAAUUCGUAAAUACCUUAUGUCUUCUUUAAAAAUACUCACAAAGUAAAACAUUUUUUUUGUAAAAUGUGUUUUAUAUGAUUUAUUAAUCAAACACAAGAGUUAUCAUGCUGCUAUGCACAGUUUCUUGACAUACAGAAAAUGAACAACUGGUACUAUUGUAGUCAUGCUAAGUAAAAGAGUCUGUAAUAACUUUAAGAUUAAAUAUGGCAAAAAUUCAGUGGUCUGUGAUAAGAAAGCCAGAAUUCCAAUGGCUAAGCUCCAGUCAAACGUUAUUUCGUUUACGCAUUACAUUUAAAUCACUAUUCUAUAAUCAUUAUUUAAAUUGGAGCUAUGUAUGUGAUACGUUAUUGGAACCAAUUUUAUGGUUCGUUGAAAACUUUACUGCCUGCCUUGGUCCAAUUUUCGUAGUAAUGGUCAGUAUAUUGACAGCCUUGAUUGUCUACAUUGCUUAUUACAUAGGAUUUCCUUAUUGGUGGGAGAAAAGCCCAGAAUUCACUAUAGUUCUACUGAUCAUUGGAAAUUGGCUGUUAAUAAAUGUAUGUUUUCAUUAUUACAUGGGAGUCAAUGUACCUGCAGGUUAUCCACCAAAAGGUGGUCUUAUACCAGAGGCUGUUAGUAUUUGUAAAAAAUGCAUUAAACCAAAGCCACCUAGAACUCACCACUGUUCUAUUUGUAAUAAAUGUGUUCUCAAAAUGGAUCAUCACUGUCCUUGGCUUAACAAUUGUGUUGGUCACUAUAAUCAUAGAUAUUUCUUCCAGUAUAUGCUGUUUACAGUUGUAGGAGUGCUUUUUAUCAUCAUAUUUGGAGUACAUUUAGCAUACGAAGAAUACUUUCUAUCUCCAGAGCCAGAACUUGAUGGACAUCCUGUUCGUAUCAAUAAUUCAGAAAUAAUUCCUAUGACAGAGUCAUUAGAUCAUCUUACUGAGGAAGAGAGACAAGAUAUAGCUCGACAAGCAGCUGAGAGAAAAGAAAGCGAAUAUCGACGAAAAUUAAUAGUCCUGGCAGCUCUGAUUUGCGUCGCGACACUUGCCGCGUUAGGCGCUUUGACCUGGUGGCACGCAGGUUUGAUUGCCAGGGGAGAAACCAGUAUCGAAGGACGUAUCAACAGCACCUUGGAAAAGAAAUUUAAGGCUCAAGGGAAAAAGUAUCAGAAUCCAUAUAACUUUGGACGAAAGGAGAAUUGGAGAUUAUUUCUUGGACUGAAGGGCAGAAGCUGGUGGCACAUCCUGUUUCCCUCGAGUCACGGACCUUACGGCGACGGUCUUGUCUGGGAUACGGUGAACAAUGAAAAGAUAUCCUGAGUAAGAAUUUUAAAUGUGUGAAAUGUGAGAUGACGGCAGCUAGGUCGUGUAAAAUAUCAUAAUCAUCUGAACCAAGAACCGAGGAAAUUAAAUAUUUUUACAAUAUUCUUAUUGUGAUGUAGCAUAAUAACUUUUCAUAUUUUUGAAUAAAUACAAUAUUCAGUGAAAUCUAUAUAUUUACGACAGUGCUGAUUAUUUAGCACGCGUAAGAAAAAUAAAUACGUGUUUUUGCAAAAACUC